Messenger RNA from Nicotiana attenuata, 2802 nucleotides. RefSeq lists its product as uncharacterized. The coding region runs from base 713 to 2287 and encodes 524 amino acids. NCBI's taxonomy places the organism in Eukaryota, Viridiplantae, Streptophyta, Magnoliopsida, Solanales, Solanaceae. The transcript is spliced from 3 exons. The record is from RefSeq and is a predicted model, not a curated record.
UCACCAAAAUUUAGUUAAAACAGUCUGUUUCAACUUUCAAUUCCCUCCUCUAUCUUUCUCUCUCUCUAGAACCUUCCCUCCUUCCAAUUUUCUCUCUCUACCUAUACAUACAUAAUAUUUUCUUUACUGCCCAUAUAUUCACCUAUGCAAUCUCUGUUUCUUCUUCUUGAAUUCUGAUUUCUAGUUAUUAGUCUCUAUUCUGUUGGUUCUUCGUUUUUCUUUUUAGUGUUCGUUUAAUUUUCUGUUACGAAGUUUUUUAAUGGAGAUGCAAAUGACAAUGGAGGAUUCGUGUUCGAUUUCGUCGCUUUUUGAGUUUUCUUCUGGAAUAUCCGCCGCUGCUAAAAAUCGAAUAGUUCGGAAAUUGACGAAGAUACCUAUAAUACCGUGCACGCCUCGAAGUUGUAAAUUUAGGGUUUGUUAAAUCUUCUGUAAGGUUUGGUCAAAUUUACUCUUUACUUGUCUUGUUUUUACUUCCUGAAGCCGAAUUUUAAAGAAUUGAUGUGGGAUUUUACCACGGUAUUGUGAAUUUCGUGCUCGCGAAGUUGCUAAGUUCGGAACAUUGUGGCAAUUGUUGGUUCGGAAUUACCGAAUUUUGAAUUUCCUGCUUGAUAAUUCUGUCAAAUUCGAGAAAAUUUGUGUUUCUAUUGUUGUAUUUCAUGUGAAAGUUCGGAAAAUUUAGCCGUUUGUUUGGUAUAUGUGAUAUUUGAAUCUUAUGGCGGGUAGACAACUAGGUUUCCCCAAGACGAGUGGUUGUAACUUGAAAGAGCAAUUAGUGAGGAGAACUUUGAAUAAUGUGAGGUCUCAAGGACAUACGUAUAUUGAGCUUAGAGAAGAUGGGAAGAGAUUAGUCUUUUUCUGCACGCUAUGUCAUUCGCCGUGUUAUAGUGAUUCUGUCCUGUUUAAUCAUCUGAAAGGUAGUCUUCAUACUGAAAUGGUCGCAGCUGCUAAAGCCACAUUGUUGAAGCCGAAUCCAUGGCCGUUCAAUGAUGGUGUGCUUUUCUUUAAGGAUCCGGAGCAUGAUAAGCAGCACUUGCCUAUCGCGAAUGUUGGUCAAAGCAGGCUGGCUGACACUUGUCUUGUAGAUGAAAGUAGCCUUGCUAUUGUUGAGUAUGGUGGAAAUUCGAGACCUAAUGGGGAUGUACCUGAUCUCGAGGAUGAGUACUGUGAGUUGACUGGUAAUGGACAGAGUGAUAACUUGGUUAUUCCGGGUGUGUUGUGUAAAGAUGAAUUAUCUGAUCUAGAAGUGAAUCUUAUUGGUAUUGGACAAAUUGCUGUGCGGCUUACUGUGCAUGACAUUGACUCUAAAAGCAUUCGUAAAAUAUGGUGUGAAUGGUUGGGAAAAAAUGAUUCUGAUGAUAUCGAUGUCUCUGUGGUGCCAGAUCAUGACUUUGCGGUUGUUACAUUUCCUUAUAACUAUAAUUUGGGUAGGAAGGCGUUACUUGAUGACAGAUUUUUGCUCCCCUCCAGUCCUUAUUCGGAAUCUGAGGAGACCAUAACCAUUGGUGCUGGAAACAAGAGGAGGAGGAAGUCAUUUUCGGACCCGGAGGAUAUCAGUGAGUCUUUGAGUAAUCAGUGUGAUUCUUCUGGGGAAGAAUCUCAAUCAACAAAUAGCUCAAAUAUGAGACUGAUAUUGGGAACACGUGAUGAUCAACUAGUGGGUUCAAGAAUUAUAUCCAGCAAAACAAUGAGGAGAGAGUUGAGGAAACAGCAGCGAGUAGCUUCUGAGAGAAUGUGUGAUAUCUGCCAACAGAAAAUGCUUCCUGGUAAAGACGUGGCAGCUCUACUGAACAGGAAAUCUGGAAGACUUGUUUGCAGCAGUAGAAAUUUGACAGGGGUAAACGCUGCUCUGCUUUGUUGUUUUUCCCAUCUGAUAUCGUUUUUAUGUACUCGUGCAUUGUGGUGUUUUAUUGUUGUUCCGAUCUUUUUGAGUUUUACUGUUAUAGAAUCUUUUGGGAAGAAAUCAGGUAUUUAUAACACUUUUAGGAAUCUGCUAAAAGAUGUCUUUCAAAGCAGACAACUUUUUGACACACACUUCCAACUGUCACCUUUUAAAAUAAAGUUACCUUCUCUUCUAAUUCCAAUCGCUAACAUUAUCAACUUUGAUUUUCAGAUGUUCAGGUACAAAAUUAAACUCAGUGAUGCACGUAAAGCAUGGAUGAAGAAUCCUGAGGUGUUGCCCAACUGUUCAACGGGCUUCCAUUUGCCCCCUGAGCAUGAUGAUCUUUCCCAGGAAUACGUUUCACCACUCAAGUUGCUGCACUUUUAUCGUACUAAUGUUUCUAUCUGAGCCAAUAUUCUAAGAGGAACAUUGACAAGAGCAUUCACAACUAUGAUAUGUGUAGAAUGAGACUUUACAGCUGUGAUAUGUGUAGAAUGAGACUUUACAACUGUGAUAUGUGUAGAAUUUAAACCAAUUGUUGCUAACCUUUUCUGUAAAUGUCACGUGCUUGUUGAGACUACUGUUGCUAAAGUAGUUGUGUAUACAUUGUAGAGAUGAAUUUCUUACAGCAGAUUGUUUUCCCAUAGAAGUAUGUAAACCUGUUUGCUAAAGAUGCAUGUGAAGGUGUUUGGAUUGGCUUAAAAGCUGGUCAAAUUAUAGCUUAAACGCACCUUUUACAUAACAGAGUUGGGAAAUACCAACUUCUUUAGGGUUGAGGUUAUAUCAAUUUUGGGCCAUGGAGCUAUGCUACUAUCUGUAAUCUGUUGAAUAUUUUUCACAUGUUCAGUUCUUUUGGAGUCAGAAGUUGAUUGCUUCAGAACAUCUGUUGGUGCAAACAUAGGACUUUGUCACGAUUUCGGAUU